This is a messenger RNA of Miscanthus lutarioriparius, 591 nucleotides long. Lineage: Eukaryota; Viridiplantae; Streptophyta; Magnoliopsida; Poales; Poaceae. The record is from the annotation of a GenBank genome assembly.
AUGGAGCCUGUGUUCACCGUCGAGCAUGGCCACGAACCACCGGUAGUUCCACCGGCGCCGCACCAUGGGCCGGGGCAGAUGGAGGGCCAGGGUCGGGGCUUGCGCGUCGGCGGUGGCGGCGGCGGGGCGCGCCCCGUGGUCGCCCUGCUCCUCUUCCUCGGCGUGACCGUCGGCUUCGCGUUCGCGGUCUACCACGCGCGCCACAGCGGGCGCGACCUCGCGUUCGCGAUCGUCACCUACUACCUCUUCGUCGUGCUCGUGUGCUGCGUCGCGAAGCUCCGCCAGCUGCGGCGCGACCCGGCCGCCACGGCGGCCGAGCGGCGGCGCGUCAGGAUCGGGGCCUGGUGCAUCUCGGUGGCGCUGGGCACCACGGUCACGUCGCGCGUCGCCGACGCGAUGCCCGGGCUGGCGCUGAAGCUGGUCGUGUGGGGGGUCUCCGUCGUGCUCCACGGGCUCGGGCUCUACUUCCUUUUCCUCCGCAAAGGCGCCGAGCGCUGCGACGCGGAGGAGCUCCGCUGCGGCCAAGCCGACGUCGGCCGCCAGCCCGCGACGGCUUUGCACGGCGGGCUGUCCCCGGAGGAGAAUGUCUAG